Molecule: messenger RNA, 231 nt
Organism: Macrosiphum euphorbiae (potato aphid)
Lineage: Eukaryota; Metazoa; Arthropoda; Insecta; Hemiptera; Aphididae
Source: the annotation of a GenBank genome assembly
AUGACUUAUUCUCCAAUAGGACACGAAGUCAUGUCACAAAACUCAUUCAACUUACUGUCAGAAGACCACACCGACGAAGAGUUCCUCGAACUAUUCGGCACGGAAUACUUGUCUCUCGACAGUGAGUACCAAGCGUCAGUGAAGAGAAUAGACCCAGAGUUUUCAACAGUAGAAAGGAAUAAGGCCAAGGCGCAAUAUGAAAGAGAGAGUGCCGCUAAGCUGACUAUGUAA